Molecule: messenger RNA, 621 nt
Organism: Eimeria mitis
Lineage: Eukaryota; Apicomplexa; Conoidasida; Eucoccidiorida; Eimeriidae
Exons: 2
Coding region: 1-621 (206 amino acids)
Source: RefSeq, a predicted model, not a curated record
AUGCGUUGCUGCUCUCAGGUGUACGCGGGCAACGACCUAAACCGUCUCCUUUUCUCUAUCUUUUUGCGGCGCUUGAAGACCUUCGGCAUCGGCCCCGUGCUGCAGGUGCAGCAGCAGGAGCAGCAGCAGCAGCAAGACAAGCGCCUGUGCAUAGCUUGCUUCUCCUUCGGAGCUACUCAGCAGCAGCAACAGGCUGCUGCUUGCCCUCCCUCUUUCUCGGUUAUAGAGAUCCCUGACGUGCCUGCAGCAGCUGCUGCUGCUGCAGCAGCAGCAGCAGCAGCCAAGGAACGAGGAGAAGACCCAGAAGCAGCAGCUGCCUUCGAGCCAACACCAAACCCGCAGCAGCAGCUGAUAGAUCUGCUGCAGGAGCAGCUGCAGAAGUGUAACGAGGGUGGUGGCGGUGCAAACGCUGCAGCAGCAGGAGAUGCUGGUGGUGACGCAACAACAGCAGCAGCAGCAGCAGGAGCAGCAGGAGCAGCAGGAUCGGUGUCUGCUGCGCGGGCCCUUGCUGCUCUAACAGCAGCAACAGCAGCAGCAGCAGCAGCAGAGUAUAAUAAAGCUCUCGUGCGGUCCCUUGCCUGGCAGGCACCGCGCUGCUCGUGGUGGCGAGCACCACUGUAG